Parus major (Great Tit) is the source of this 3959-nucleotide messenger RNA. Its product is annotated as neuronal acetylcholine receptor subunit alpha-7-like. NCBI's taxonomy places the organism in Eukaryota, Metazoa, Chordata, Aves, Passeriformes, Paridae. Gene Ontology annotation, cellular component: postsynaptic membrane; synapse; neuron projection. The transcript has 10 exons. The record is from RefSeq and is a predicted model, not a curated record. Gene Ontology annotation, biological process: monoatomic ion transmembrane transport; chemical synaptic transmission; regulation of membrane potential. The coding region runs from base 1396 to 2931 and encodes 511 amino acids. Gene Ontology annotation, molecular function: acetylcholine-gated monoatomic cation-selective channel activity; transmembrane signaling receptor activity.
GAGUGCAUCAGGAGGAUCCAGCUAAAUUAGUCUGGGCUGCAUGCAGCUGGAGUAUACACUAGUCCCUUGUGGUUCCAGCCUUCUAAAUCUAUGUAACAUUUAUUAAAAGAAAAUGAAAGCAUGAAAACUGCAGAAGAUGUUUGAGUAUUAACAACUAACACUGGUGGUGUUGCUCUCUCCACUUGUACUGUUUUCCUCCCCUUUCCUGGUGCUUUGACCUCUGAUUUCUCAUGUGUUCCCUUAGCAUUAGAGGUUUGCGUUUUUGCAGUUGAUUCUAGGGCAGAUGUUUGCAGCCAGGGGGACUCCACGGUGAGCCAGUGCCCCACUGCUCAACCUCUCAAGUCCUCCUCAGCACACCCUGUACCCCACACCCCAGAGCUCUGCUCUCCUACCAGCCUGCACUGCCCACUGCAGCCUCACUACGGCAGUGCCCAAAUCCCUCCUCCUGCCCGGAGUCACGACUUGCUGCUGCUCUCUGCGUCAGCCCAGGGUUGUAUUGUGCCAAGACAGGAGUCCCAAGAAAUUCAGCACUGGGAAGUGCAGUUUGUGGUGAAAGAGAAGUGGGUGAGUGUUCAGAGCAGUCAAAUGAGAAAAGAAAGGCCCAAAUGAUGAGUAUAGUUCAUUCAAGACUUUGCCUCACCUUGUCUUUCUUUGGCUGGUGAAUAAAAUUGUGGAGAGGAAAGGGAGUCAGGGUGUGUGCAAAAUCCCACGGUGGGCAGCUGGGGAAGAGGGCGCUCAGAGCAUCUCCCUGCAUCUGGUGGAAGUGAUUAGAGGAAGGGGUGCAUCAGAAAGGACAGGAGACUGGUUAUUUUCAUCUUUCCAAACUUUUGCACUAUUGAAUCUCCCCUGCCACCUCUGCUGGGAGAAAAGGCAGGUGUGUGCCACAGGUGCUUGCUGUAAGUUGCCUUGGCAGCUGGGAGAGAGCAGAGGGGGACACGCACACAUUUAUUUUGCCGGGAAACAGCUCUAGAGGCACUCGAGUGCAAGCACUGGAAACACUGCAGCCGUUCUGUCUCGAGUUAGGUACAAUAUGUGGAGAUGUGGAAAACAUCUCCGAGGCAGCACACUCCCCCUUCUUGCAGUACACAGACAGCUGUGUGCGAGAAUCACUUGCAUUUGCUCCUGACCAGGGAAAAGCUCAGUGUGUCGAGCAACGUGAGUCCAAAGGAAUGUAACCUGUUCCUUUGUGUUUGGAUUUACUGACCAAGCACGGAGCUGAUUUGUCUCCUGGGGACUGGAGAAGCACAUGAGUAAAUGCACUUUUCUCCCCUGGUGGGAAGCUGGUUUGAUGCCUUAUUACCGUAAUUACCAAAUCCAUCAGUCAUUGCAGGCUGUCUUCAAGACUUCAUCCUCUUUCACCCUCUGCUCAGAAAGGAGAGCCAGCUUAUUUUGACAAUGCUCACAGGAAAGUGUUUGGCAUUUGUUUAUUCUGCACUGUAUCUCUGGUCAUUCUUGUUCCUCUCACUCUUUAAAGUCUCUCAGCAGGGGGAAAGCCAGAGACGCUUGUACAGAGAUCUACUGAGGAACUACAAUCGUCUGGAACGACCUGUAGUGAAUGACUCCCAACCACUUGUAGUGGAACUCCAGCUUUCCUUGCUGCAGAUAAUUGACGUGGAUGAGAAGAAUCAGGUGUUGAUCACCAAUGCUUGGCUGCAGAUGUCCUGGGUUGAUGCUUACUUAUCUUGGGAUCAGUAUGAAUACCCAGGAGUGCAGAACUUGCGAUUUCCUGCCGACCAGAUUUGGGUACCAGACAUUCUUCUGUAUAACAGUGCAGAUGAAAGAUUUGAUGCAACAUUUCACACAAAUGUGCUGGUGAACUACUCUGGAUCCUGCCAAUAUAUUCCUCCAGGCAUUUUGAAAAGCACAUGUUACAUUGAUGUCCGCUGGUUUCCCUUUGAUGUGCAGAAGUGUGAUUUGAAGUUUGGCUCCUGGACUCACAGUGGCUGGUUGAUUGACCUGCAGAUGCUCGAGGCUGAUAUUUCCAACUACAUCUCAAAUGGAGAAUGGGAUUUAGUGGGUGUCCCAGGGAAGAGGAAUGAGAUGUAUUAUGAAUGCUGCAAAGAACCUUACCCAGAUGUGACAUACACCAUCACCAUGCGUCGACGCACCCUCUAUUAUGGCUUGAACUUACUCAUUCCCUGUGUUCUCAUAUCUGGCUUAGCACUGCUUGUAUUCCUUUUGCCAGCUGAUUCUGGGGAGAAGAUUUCUUUAGGUAUCACUGUCCUUCUUUCCUUGACUGUAUUCAUGCUGCUUGUGGCUGAGAUCAUGCCUGCAACCUCUGACUCUGUCCCACUAAUAGCUCAGUAUUUUGCUAGCAUCAUGGUCAUCGUUGGUCUGUCUGUGGUGGUAACAGUGCUGGUUCUGCAGUUUCAUCAUCAUGACCCCCAAGCAGGAAAGAUGCCCAAAUGGGUCCGUGUCAUCCUGCUGAAUUGGUGUGCUUGGUUUUUACGAAUGAAAAAACCUGGGGAAAAUAUAAAGCCCCUCUCUUGCAAGUAUAGCUAUUCCAAGCACCAGCUGAGCGUAAACAGCAUGGAGGUGAACGUCCUUCCUGGGCACCAGUCCAGCAAUGGCAACACCAUCUACAGCUACCACGCCAUGGAGAGCCCCUGCUGCCCACAGAAAAACGACCUGGGCAGCAAGGGCGGAAAGAUGACUUGCCCCUUAGCAGAAGAUAUUGAGCUCGUGCAAAAGAAAGCUUUAAUGGAUACUCUUCCAGUGAUUGUGAAGAUCCUGGAGGAAGUGCAGUUCAUAGCAAUGCGGUUCAGGAAGCAAGAUGAGGGUGAAGAGAUCUGCAGUGAGUGGAAGUUUGCAGCUGCUGUCAUAGACAGGUUAUGUCUGGUUGCAUUUACCCUUUUUGCCAUCAUUUGCACAUUUACAAUACUCAUGUCUGCUCCAAAUUUUAUAGAAGCUGUUUCAAAGGAUUUUGCAUAAUGUUGUCAAAGAUGAGCAUGAUAAUCAAAAAGUGAAUAUUGCCAGUAAUUUUACUAGAUAAUUUAACUCAAAUAGAGAAGUGUACUUAUAUGUGCUAACAUACACAGAAGGGGAUUAAAAUAAUUUCAGGACAUAAUUAUUCCUGAUGUUAGUGAUUGUAGUUACUGAAUAGUAAAUAUAUUGAACUCUGUUACUUAUGUCAUAGACUAGUGCCACAUGUACUUUUGUCAUGAUCUGUUAUAAGUGAUAGACAGGAAUUCAAAACAUUAGUAUACUAUAAUAUAUUUAUUACAAGUUAACACUAAUAGCAACGUAUUAUUUUGAAUUUGUGAACUUUUGGAUAUUGUUAAUUUAAAUUAUUAUUGAAAAUGAUAAGUUUUGCAUUGUUUUGUUGUUUUCAGUAUGUCUGUGUUUUAUAAUUAUUGUUUGGUGUGGCUGUGACAUGCACUUCUCAGAUUUGGAAGACAUAUCUCCAGUCUCAUGAUGCUGUAUAUUGUAUUUAUGAAAAUAAACCAUCAUCAUAUUAGCUCAAGCUAGCACAAUGACUGGAAUGUUUUCUUGGUAAAUUUGUUAAGAAUGUAUCUUCCCCAGAAAAUCAGUUCAGUUUUGUUCUUUUCUUUUAAUUAGGAAAUAUUAGUUGUGACAUUGGAAAGAAAAUUCUUUCUCCUUGCUGACAAUCGUAUAUAUAAUUUACAAUGCUUGCUUAACUUUUUCCGUCACCUUGAAAGUCUACUUAAUUUGAAAUAUCACUGCUCUCCUGGAAAGCAGUUGCCAAACUAAUACUGACUAAUUUUGUGCAAAUAGGGCAGAAUCUUGUGUCUCCGUAAUAUUUAGGAAACGGUCCACAGAUUUAAUUUGGUUCAGAUUUCCUAUCUAGUUUAUACCACCGAAGUAGUAUUUUUUGAAAAUUCUAUUAGUAAAUUCUAUUCUCCUUUCCACAUGGUCACUAGGUUUUGUUAAAAGGAGUGUAUAAAAGACUAAUUUUAUUUUGCUGAACUUAAAUGUAUCAAUGUUCAUUAUCAAUUUUC